This is a messenger RNA of Hylaeus volcanicus, 1349 nucleotides long. Its product is annotated as zinc metalloproteinase nas-4-like. Gene Ontology annotation, molecular function: metalloendopeptidase activity; zinc ion binding. The transcript has 4 exons. The record is from RefSeq and is a predicted model, not a curated record. Bases 83 to 979 code for a protein of 298 amino acids. Gene Ontology annotation, biological process: proteolysis. Lineage: Eukaryota; Metazoa; Arthropoda; Insecta; Hymenoptera; Colletidae.
GGAAGACCCAGCCGAUUUUCGUCAGUGGAAUCGACUCGAACAGCAACGUAGAUUUCCGUCGUCUACUUCAAAGAAGCUCACCAUGAGUCGUUCCACGCUCGUCUAUGCCUUGCUUGUCUUCGUUUCGGCGUCAACGACGUCUGGCUGGCCGUUCCAUCGUCGCGACGUCCUGGACAACUCGGUGGACAGUCCAGAGGGAGUGAUCGCUCAUCUGCAACACUUUGGCGAGGUCCUGUACCGUUUUCCUGACAAUGCGACCGGAGAAAUCGUGGCGAACUGGCACGAGGGCAUGGAUCGCAACCCUGAAGAACUGGGCAGCUACGCGGAGGGUGACAUCCUGUUUCCUCCUCAGCUGGCGAAAAACGGCCUGAAAGCGGAAUCCGCGAGGUGGCCUGGUGGUGUCGUGCCUUACGUCCUCAGCCCCUACUUCAAUGCCGAGCAGAGGAAAGUGAUCACAGACGCCAUGAACGAUUACCACAAGUACACCUGCAUCAAGUUCAAGCCGUACAAAGGCGAGGAGAGCGAUUACGUCAGGAUUACAGCGGGGAAUAGCGGUUGCUGGAGCAGCGUGGGGCGCAUCGGUGGACGACAGGACGUGAAUCUUCAAGUCCCAGGGUGCUUGGUGAAAAAAGGCACGGUGAUACACGAGUUGAUGCACGUCAUCGGAUUCCUGCACGAGCAGAGCCGAUACGAGAGGGACGAGUUCGUUUCCAUUCAGUGGAACAACAUUUUGAGCGGUCAUUCCGGGAAUUUUGAGAAAGCCUCGAAACGGACCACAGACGCGUUCGGCGUUGGAUACGACUACGGAAGCGUGAUGCAUUAUUCGGCGAACGCGUUUUCCAGAAACGGCCAGCCCACCAUCGUGCCAAAAGGAGCGAGCAAGAACCAACUGGGUCAGAGGGAAGGAUUCAGCAAGAGAGAUAUUCAGAAAAUCCGGAAGAUGUAUAAGUGCAACAAACGGAGGCGAAGUUAUUCAUGAUCGAACACGUGACCAUUCAAACGAAACCUGGAUGUUGCUGGCAUUAAACAAAGGGGAGAAUCUAGUCUUAUACGAUUAAGCACACUUAGCUUAAGUUUGACGACGAUCAAUGAAAAUGAAACUGAUUUGGAAAUGACCAUGGCAUACCUUCCAUGUCUAUCAAAGAAAUCUCUUUAAAUUAAAUGAUAGGGUUGAUAUUUUCAAAUAAAUGUUUCAUUAUAAAUAUGUACAUGAAAUAUUUAUUUGAGAAUAUCAAGCCUAUUAUUUAAUUUAGAUAGAUUUUUUUUAAUAGACUUAGAAGGUACGAAUAUUUAGGGGACCGACUGUAUGUAUACUACUUACAUCCAGUAUGUGUGACUAUGUAUUUGAA